UCCUCAUUUCUUUCACUAAAAAUCACUCAAACCUCUCCCUCUUCUCUCUCUAGCUCACACUUGUAUGCAACUCACCUAAGUGUUUUUAGUGGUCAUUUUCUUCUUCUGCCUAGCCUCCUCAAAAGUAGCCUCCAGCUCAUUCCUUCCCUAGACAUCGACCUCACACCCACCUCCCCUCUUCCUCUCCCUCUCCAUGUCCAUCUCCCCAAGCACAUAUAUUCACACCCAUACACACAUUCCCAAUCCUCCCUCCAAUCACUUCCCACCCAAUUCCUGGCUCUCUCUCUCUCUCUGUCUCUCUCAUCACAAUAGUAUCAUCAAGCCUCAAUCUUGAUGUUGUAGUGUCACAACUUUGUCUCCAAAAAUCAUUGAAAAUCACACAUUCUCGCCCUCAUUUGCGUCAAUCCUAGCUUGUACUACCUUACCAUUCCCUACACAUUUCUCCUCGGUCACCAGCCCCACAAAAUGCAAGAAGUGGGGCACGCCAAGCUCGGACCCUCCCCCGAUGCCCAGCUCCCGGACCGGCUAGACCCCGCCGAGCCGUCGACCCGGGGCCUCCGCUCCCGCAAGUGGAAGCUCGCCCUCCUCUCGCUCCUCGCCCUCGCCCUCGUCCUCGCCUCCGCCAUCUCCGCCAUCCUCCUGUUCGGGCUCCGCACCAGGGCCUCCGGGGACUCCCGGGGCCGCCACCCGAGCCAGGCCAUCGCCCGGACGUGCGCCAAGGCCCGGUACCCGGACCUCUGCGUCAACUCGCUCCUGGACUUCCCGGGCUCGAUGGUCGCAAGCGAGCAGGACCUCGUCCACAUCUCCUUCAAUAUGACCCUGCAGCACUUCAGCAAGGCUCUCUACCGGUCCUCCGGUAUGAAUUUCCUCGACAUGGAGCCGGUUGUGCGGUCGGCCUACGACGACUGCAUGGAGCUCCUCGACGGCUCCGUGGACGCGCUCUCCCGGUCGCUCUCUGCCGCCGGAGGAUCGGGAUCGCCGACGGCGGCGGAGGACGUCGUGACGUGGCUGAGCGCGGCGCUGACAAACCAGGACACGUGCGGGGAGGGGCUCGCCAACGCGAGCGGCGGCGUGAAGGAUCGGAUGAUGCAGGAGCUCAAGGACCUGGAGGAGCUGGUGAGCAACUGCCUGGCAAUAUUCGCGGCGACGGACGGCGGCGGGGACUUCGCCGGAGUGCCGAUCGAGAACCGGAGGAGGCUGAUGGACGCGGGAGCGCCGAGGGACGACGGGCACGGCGAUGUCGCAUAUCCGGAGUGGUUAGGGGAGAGGGAGAGGGAGUUGCUGGAUAUGCCGGCGUCGGAUAUACAGGCGGACAUAGUGGUGGCGAAGGACGGAGCGAGCGGGACGUACAAGACGAUCGCGGAGGCGAUAAAGGAGGCGCCGGAGAACAGUGACCGGAGGACCAUCAUCUACGUGCGAGCCGGGAGGUACGAGGAGGAUAACUUGAAGGUGGGGAAGAAGAAGAAGAACCUCAUGUUCAUCGGCGACGGGACGGGCAAGACGGUCAUAACGGGCGGCAAGAGCGUCGCCGAUAAGAUGACCACCUUCCACACAGCCUCCUUCGCGGCGAGCGGAGCCGGUUUCAUUGCCCGUGACAUGACCUUCGAAAACUACGCCGGGCCGGCCAAGCACCAGGCGGUGGCUCUCCGGGUAGGAGCGGACCACGGCGUAGUCUAUAGGUGCAGCAUCGUUGGCUACCAGGACACGCUCUACGUCCACUCGAAUCGCCAGUUCUUCCGCGAAUGCGACAUCUACGGGACGGUCGACUUCAUCUUCGGCAACGCGGCCGUGGUCAUCCAGAAGUGCAACAUCUACGCCCGGAAGCCCAUGGCCAAGCAAAAGAACACCAUCACGGCCCAAAACCGCAAGGACCCCAACCAGAACACCGGCAUCUCGAUCCAUGCUUCCCAGAUCGUCGCCACUUCAGAUCUCGAGGCAUCUAAAGCAAGCUUCCCGACGUACCUCGGCCGGCCAUGGAAGAUGUACUCGAGGGUCGUGUACAUGUUGUCUUCCAUGGGCGACCACAUUCACCCCCAAGGGUGGCUGGAGUGGAACGGAGACUUUGCGCUCGACACAUUGUACUACGGAGAGUACAUGAAUGAUGGGCCCGGGGCAGGCGUCGGGGGACGCGUGAAAUGGCCGGGUUACCGGGUCAUCACGUCCGCGACAGAGGCGAGCAAAUUCACGGUCGGGCAGUUCAUAUCAGGAUCUUCAUGGUUGCCGUCCACCGGGGUGGCAUUCGUGGCCGGACUAUCAACCUGAAAUUGGCAUUUUACAGGUACCAUAUGUUGUGCUAAGAACCCACAUGCAUAGGUGUUCAUGUAUUUACUGAGCUUAAAAUUUAGGUCGUUUUCCUUAUAUUUUUUAUUCACAAAAGGCCAAAAAUAAGCAAGUGUAGAAAAGCCACAAUUUCGUAA
Molecule: messenger RNA, 2417 nt
Organism: Syzygium oleosum
Lineage: Eukaryota; Viridiplantae; Streptophyta; Magnoliopsida; Myrtales; Myrtaceae
Product: probable pectinesterase/pectinesterase inhibitor 61
Exons: 3
Coding region: 466-2262 (598 amino acids)
Biological process (GO): cell wall modification
Molecular function (GO): pectinesterase inhibitor activity; pectinesterase activity
Source: RefSeq, a predicted model, not a curated record